Molecule: messenger RNA, 969 nt
Organism: Panicum virgatum (switchgrass)
Lineage: Eukaryota; Viridiplantae; Streptophyta; Magnoliopsida; Poales; Poaceae
Exons: 2
Coding region: 143-697 (184 amino acids)
Molecular function (GO): zinc ion binding
Source: RefSeq, a predicted model, not a curated record
UCUGUUUCUCUCCCUCUCCGAUUUUGCUCGCCCUCUCCGUUCGUUCUCGUCCCCGGCAGCGGAGUUCCCGAAUAGCUAGGGUUCCGGCGGGUUCUCGCCGCCCCUCUUUCCCCGCGUUUUGUUGCCGUCUCCGGCUUGUCGGAUGUCGCAGGCAAGCUCUCGGUCGGGAUCGAGCAGCCAAGGCCGUGGCGGAGGCGUCAGCGGCGGGUACGAAGGGCAGGGUUCGCCGGUGCCGUACCGCGUUGGCCCUCUCGCGUACGAGCCCGACGUGCUAUGCAGGUGCAAUGGCAAGGCCUGCAGAUGGAUUUCGUGGAGCAAUGCCCAGCCAGGGCGCAGGUACUACAGGUGCAAGAAGUCUAGGACCGGAGUUGACUGCGGCUUCUUUGUUUGGGCCGAUGAGGAAUGCUCUGAAUGGUUCAAGGAGCUGCUCAGGGACCUGAGAGAUGCUGUCUGGGAGCUGAAGAGGGAGCUAAGGAAGAAGGAUGGGGAGCUGGACGCCAAGGACAUGGUGUUGGAGGCAAAGGAGAUGGAGGUUGAGGUGAAGAAGAAGGAGGUUGAGGACAUGGUCAUGGAGCUGAAUGCCAAGCAGCAGGAGGUGCAGGCCAAGGAACAAGUUGUGGCUUUACUGGAAGCACGGCUGAAGAAUAAGAACAAGUGCAUAGACAUGCUGCUGUGCUUUGUAUGUUCCUGCUUCUGACCAUGGUGGUCAUUCUGUGCAAUGGCAACAAGGCAUGAAGCCAAGUUAGAAGAUUUAGGGUAGGCUAAGUUUCUUUUGUAAGUAUGACUUUCCCCUGGUUAGGAAGUGGUCCUGUUAUUUUGUAUGUAUGGCCUGGAUGCAAGUGGUUAGGAAGUGGUCCUGGUAUGGUAGAUGUCAUGGUUGGGAACAUGGCCAUGUCCCUGUUAUUUUGGUGGUCAGGUUUGGCACAUGUGGGUGAUGUGGUUUGUAACAUGAACGUGAUGGUUAUGGUA